UCUAUUAUUUAAGCACAGACUGGAAAAUAGUCAACUGUUCGCUGACUCCAACGGUCGAUACGUACACCGCCAAGAUUGAGAACGCCGUGCCUGAGGAAAUUCUGACGGACUUUUCUCAUCUCGAGCCGAUGAGCUCGAAUGUUCCUGAUAUACCUAACACUCUGCACGAUGAAGACAUCAGAAAUUUUGUCUUCUUAUGGAGUCAUAGGACGGCCAAAAAUCAUACGAUACGCGACGGUACACUAGUGUUAUGCAAGGGGUCGAAAUCUGGUGCGCACGGAUUAGUCGAAGUUCCGGAACUCAGUGACGAACCUACCUACGUCAACCUCACACGUCAAAGGAACCCAAGCGCAGGAUGGAGAUGGAUGUAUUAUCCAGAAGACUGUGUUUGGAGCAUUUAUCGAUUCUGUAUGGAAAGUAUAACAGAAACUGUGACCAAAGUCCUUAACAAUCAGAGCCUUGUGUCAGGACGUCGCGGUGGGGUAUCUGGAUCGACUCACGUGCACAUUCUGUUCAAGGACAGAAACAUAACAUUUGACAGCGUCAAUCAACGCAUUAAAUGCUUGGCGAAAUCGACGACCUCCGUCUUCCGUACGGAUGGUAGGUUUGCAAACACGACAGACCCUUACUUGCAGUAUUCAUCCGGAACACUCUGGGUCAACACUACGUGCAUGUACAUUCGAUGGUCGUGAAUCUCGUUUCCGGCCGCUAUGAUCGUACCUACUGGGAUGUUUCUCCUGCUGGUAGCAAUCGAAAAUUGCAGUAUCGAGACUGAUUGACUCUGGAAAAGUUCAUUUCUUGCAGCACUAUUCUGUGAGCUAGAAAUGGACAGAAUCCCGGCUGGGAAAGUAGAGAUGAAGUCGAUCGCUAGAUCGACAAGUGUAUGCCUCCAGAAAGAGAGCAGUACGCUAAGACCAGUUCACAAAAAGACACACGGGUCUAUGGUCUAAUCGAUUUAUCGUUGACUAUUAGAAGGAUACCUGCGGCAACAAGCACAAGAAUUUCG
Alternaria alternata is the source of this 1006-nucleotide messenger RNA. RefSeq lists its product as hypothetical. The record is from RefSeq and is a predicted model, not a curated record. NCBI's taxonomy places the organism in Eukaryota, Fungi, Ascomycota, Dothideomycetes, Pleosporales, Pleosporaceae. Bases 129 to 692 code for a protein of 187 amino acids. The transcript has a single exon.